Molecule: messenger RNA, 1483 nt
Organism: Gigantopelta aegis
Lineage: Eukaryota; Metazoa; Mollusca; Gastropoda; Neomphalida; Peltospiridae
Product: probable NADH dehydrogenase [ubiquinone] 1 alpha subcomplex subunit 12
Exons: 4
Coding region: 43-483 (146 amino acids)
Biological process (GO): mitochondrial respiratory chain complex I assembly; response to oxidative stress
Cellular component (GO): membrane
Source: RefSeq, a predicted model, not a curated record
GUCAGGUCAAUAAAUCAUAUAUGUUUAUGGAGCCUAUUCAAGAUGUCGAAGUACCUUGAACUUUUUAGAAUCUCGAAGUACCUUGAAAAAUUCUCAAGGUUCGCACGAGUCAUUAAGGAAAAUGGUGGUUUGAAAGCAUCAUACCUUCAGUUUUUUAGAACUGAUGAACUGAAAACAGGGACACUUGUUGGAGAAGACAAAUAUGGCAAUAAGUACUAUGAAAACAAAAUGUAUUUUAUGGGCCGUAGCCGAUGGAUAGAUUACCCUCCAAGUGUAGGUUUUGAUUAUGAUGGAAGCCAGAUUCCAGCUGAAUGGCAUGGCUGGCUACAUUAUGUUCAUGAUGAUCCACCAACCGUCAAAAAGCCAGUCAAACGUAAAUGGAUGAUGGAUCACAUUGAGAACACGAGUGGAACUCCACAGCAAUAUGUGCCCUACAGUACGGUUCCACCGAAAAUACAUUCAUGGAAACCCCACAGUAGCUGAAACAUAACUUUGUGUGCUUUUUUUGUCUUUAUUUUUUGUUUCGUAUUUACAAUUUCCAACAGAACUUGUUCGAUGAAAUAAUGCUUAACAACUAGAUAUUUAUUCUUGAGCAUUAUUUUAAUAGGAAGAUGAAGUGUGUAGAGAUAUAUUUUGUUGUUGUGUAUGUUUUGCGUGCACUUAAUCAAUAAAUAUAUUACAGGAAAACACUACUGUUGAUAAUCCAUCUUAAAGUAUAUUAUAUGUAGCAGACCAGCUCAAGAAAAACACUUUCCAACUCUUCACAUCGAAACAGUUUUAAGUCUUCAGAUACACAGAGAUCAGGGAUUUUAGUUUUAAAAUACUUAACACUGCAUAUGGCUAUCUAGCCUAUGGUUAUUUCCUUCUGGGUCAAGGGCAUAUCUUUUUCCUUGUUUUUUCCCCAUGAGGUGGGGGUACAGUGGGGUACGGGUGGCAUUCAAAUGUAUUCUUUAUUGUUGGAUGUACAAAUAAGGGCAUACAGAUGUGCAAGCAACAUCAGCAGCAAUGGGUGUUGACGCCACGAAUCUGGAACUUUGUAUUUACAGAAUGAAUUAUUCUGUAUUAUGACAAGUUUGUAAAUAAUAGUUUUGUGAGACAUUUUAAGAAUUUAAAAAACCCUGGCCUAAGACCUCUUAUGUUUGAUAUCUACAUCAAUUUUGGUUUCUUAAAAUUGAUUUGCAUGCAUGUGUAUAUAUGAAUCAUUGGCACAAGGUUCAACAUGUUUACCCUACAUAAUUUUCAGCUACUAUUAUUUUUGUAAACGUUAAUGUCACUACUUCCCCCAUCAAAUCUAAAACUAAAAAAUAAUGCCCCCACCCACUCCGAUUAAAUGGCAUCUUUGACUUCCGUAGCUGUAAAAACAUCUUUCCUUUGUUCCUUUGAAUAGGAUCUGUAUUGAAGAAUUUUAUUAGCUGGUGUUGACUUAGAAUAAUUACUGAUGGGAGUUUGUCACAGAAAUGUAUAUAAUAAACCUAUACAAAUU